Coregonus clupeaformis (lake whitefish) is the source of this 5296-nucleotide messenger RNA. Its product is annotated as transmembrane protein 236-like. The record is from RefSeq and is a predicted model, not a curated record. Lineage: Eukaryota; Metazoa; Chordata; Actinopteri; Salmoniformes; Salmonidae. The coding region runs from base 3460 to 4497 and encodes 345 amino acids. The transcript is spliced from 5 exons.
GUAUUAGUAAUGAGUGUAUAUAUACUGUCCUGAACUAGUAAUAUGAUAUAGUAUAUUUACUGUACUGUACUAGUAAUAUGAUAGUGUAUAUACUGUACUGUACUAGUAGUAUGAUAUAGUGUAUAUACUGUACUGUACUAGUAGUAUGAUAUAGUAUAUAUACUGUACUAGUAAUAUUAUAUAGCAUAUAUACUGUCCUGAGUGUGCGUUUGUCCAGGUCUGAAGGGUGUAUGUGUUUCCUGAACAAAGCAACAAGCAGCAUUGCCCCUGCUCUCCUGGCGUAGUCCCUGGGGACAUGAAGUACACUACUUUAGCCCAUAGCCUUAUGAGGCAGACCUAUGAAGCUCUGGCCAAAGUAGUGAACUAUGUAGGGAGUAGAUUUCCAUUUGAGAUCCAGUGUUAUGGCUUGUCCCGCCUCCAGGGAUCUGACUUGUUCUGCUGUUCUCUUUAAGCUUCUCUCUAGCCAGUGUUAAAUUUAUACUAGUUUUUUUUAUAGUGCGUUUUAAUUUAUAUUUGAUUAUUGUUAUGCUAUUUUACAUGCAGAAUUUGUAAUGAGAGAAAAUGAAUGUGAUAUUCUUCAUGAUUUUAGGUCUAUAUUUAAAUAGCUCAUAAGAAAUGUUCUCUCAUUUUAACCCUCUAGAUCCAAGAGCUGCUGUUCAUCUCAAUGUAUUUAUCUGACCCUAACUACCCCGUAUAGACUGUCCUCUGACCGUAUUUAUCUGACCCUAACUACCCCGUAUAGACUGUCCUCUGACCGUAUUUAUCUGACCCUAACUACCCCGUAUAGACUGUCCUCUGACCGUAUUUAUCUGACCCUAACUAACCCGUAUAGACUGUCCUCUGACCGUAUUUAUCUGACCCUAACUACCCCGUAUAGACUGUCCUCUGACCGUAUUUAUCUGACCCUAACUACCCCGUAUAGACUGUCCUCUGACCCUAACUACCCCGUAUAGACUGUCCUCUGACCGUAUUUAUCUGACCCUAACUACCCCGUAUAGACUGUCCUCUGACCGUAUUUAUCUGACCCUAACUACCCGUAUAGACUGUCCUCUGACCGUAUUUAUCUGACCCUAACUACCCCGUAUAGACUGUCCUCUGACCGUAUUUAUCUGACCCUAACUACCCCGUAUAGACUGUCCUCUGGCCGUAUUUAUCUGACCCUAACUACCCCGUAUAGACUGUCCUCUGACCGUAUUUAUCUGACCCUAACUAACCCGUAUAGACUGUCCUCUGACCGUAUUUAUCUGACCCUAACUACCCCGUAUAGACUGUCCUCUGACCGUAUUUAUCUGACCCUAACUACCCCGUAUAGACUGUCCUCUGACCGUAUUUAUCUGACCCUAACUACCCCGUAUAGACUGUCCUCUGACCGUAUUUAUCUGACCCUAACUACCCCGUAUAGACUGUCCUCUGACCGUAUUUAUCUGACCCUAACUACCCCUUAUAGACUGUCCUCUGACAAUAUUUAUCUGACCCUAACUACCCCGUAUAGACUGUCCUCUGACCCUAACUACCCCGUAUAGACUGUCCUCUGACCGUAUUUAUCUGACCCUAACUACCCCGUAUAGACUGUCCUCUGACCGUAUUUAUCUGACCCUAACUACCCCGUAUAGACUGUCCUCUGACCGUAUUUAUCUGACCCUAACUACCCCUUAUAGACUGUCCUCUGACCGUAUUUAUCUGACCCUAACUACCCCGUAUAGACUGUCCUCUGACCGUAUUUAUCUGACCCUAACUACCCCGUAUAGACUGUCCUCUGACCGUAUUUAUCUGACCCUAACUACCCCGUAUAGACUGUCCUCUGACCCUAACUACCCCGUAUAGACUGUCCUCUGACCGUAUUUAUCUGAAAUAGAACUGAGAAAUAGGUUGUGUUCAUACACCUUAAGAAUCCUGUCAUUUCAUGUCUGGGGAAUGACCUCUACGGCCCCCUAGCUCUGGUCCAUACUGUCACUACAGCCUCUACUACCCCCUAGCUCUGGUCCAUACUGUCACUACAUCAUCUACUACCCCCUAGCUCUGGUCCAUACUGUCACUACAUCAUCUACUACCCCCUAGCUCUGGUCCAUACUGUCACUACAGCCUCUACUACCCCCUAGCUCUGGUCCAUACUGUCACUACAGCCUCUACUACCCCCUAGCUCUGGUCCAUACUGUCACUACGUCCUGUACUGCCCCCUAGCUCUGGUCCAUACUGUCACUACAGCCUCUACUACCCCCUAGCUCUGGUCCAUACUGUCACUACGUCCUGUACUGCCCCCUAGCUCUGGUCCAUACUGUCACUACAGCCUCUUCUACCCCCUAGCUCUGGUCCUUACUGUCACUACAGCCUCUACUACCCCCUAGCUCUGGUCCAUACUGUCACUACAUCAUCUACUACCCCCUAGCUCUGGUCCAUACUGUCACUACAGCCUCUACUACCCCCUAGCUCUGGUCCAUACUGUCACUACAGCCUCUACUACCCCCUAGCUCUGGUCCAUACUGUCACUACAGCCUCUACUACCCCCUAGCUCUGGUCCAUACUGUCACUACAUCAUCUACUACCCCCUAGCUCUGGUCCAUACUGUCACUACAUCAUCUACUACCCCCUAGCUCUGGUCCAUACAUCCCUGCUACUCGGCGCAUGUAACAGAUCCUAUGAUGACAGUAUAAUGUAGCAUCAACCUUGGGACUUAGGAGCCAGUCCUGUAUCAUCUGGGUCAUCAACACUGAUGGAAACUUCAUGCCUGGUUUAACUGUUGUUUAAUAGGAUCUCUAUGGGUUUACCUUUCAAACAUGAUAGUUGUAAAGGUUCUGUUAAAUGUACCCAUCCGUUAAUAUUUACUCUUUUAACCAUACUUAUUAAUUGGUAUUAUCAAUAAAACUAAAAGCCAAAUGUCCAGAAUAUUGUGGUUUACUAUAUAAUUUCUGUAUUUCUGACCAUGACUGGCUUUUCGUUUUACACUGAUAGGGUUCUAGGUUGAUAGGUACUGCAGUUGACAUUGGUAAUGUUCUAUGUUAGGAUAGGUAAUGUAGUUGACAUUAAUAAUGUUCUAUGUUAGGAUAGGUAAUGUAGUUGAUAUUAAUAAUGUUCUAUGUUAGGAUAGGUAAUGUAGUUGACAUUAAUAAUGUUCUCGUUUGGGAUAGAUAAUCUAGUUGACACUGGUAAUGUUCAACAAUAUUUUUCCCCUUAGACUGCUUCUUUUUGUGACACCAUAAAAAGGUGAGCGUGACUGCCUCAUUGCCUUGGUAAUAAAAGUAUACGAUUCCCCGAGUAGUGUGAUGCUGACCAGUGAUGUGUAAGCAUAGUUGGUGAGCAGAGUCCACAGGAGGGGUCACUGGUUUCUGCUCCAGUCAGACAGAACAGGAGUAGUUUCAGACCAGACAGAGAAUUGAAAGGGUUUCUGACCAGACUGGUGUUGAGAGGUUGAUAAAGGAAGGGGCUGGUUCUAAACUCUGGGGGACAAGGGUUACAGACAAGAUGCCAUCAGGGCGGAUGAUCAAGCUGGUGGUGUACGAGGUGUUAGAGGUCUCUUGUCUCAGUGUUCCAAUGUUCGUGGUGAUGGAGAGGUUUGCUUCCCUGAUGCUCCAUGUCAGAGGAGAUCUGACUGCCUAUUGGCUGGUGGUAGCAGCUUCCAUGGCCUACGUUACCUCUGUAUCUCUGCUAGUCUGGGUUCCUCUCCGGUACCUUGUCCUCAAGCAGCGCACGGUCAUCACAGACAUCACGCAGUGGAGACCAACAACAUUGGCCUAUGUGAUUCUGUGCACGUUACCAUGCUUCUCUAUUCUGAUCGCCGGUUCCAAGGUGCAGGUGGAUAAGGGACCACAGUACAGACAGGACCACUUCUCUGAGCUGCCCGUCUCUCUGGUGCUCUUCGCUCUCAUCUGUGUGGAUAUCAUUGAGAAGAUCCGGCCGUGCUGCCUCACUGGGCAAGCAGACAGUGUGGAGAUGGAUCUGGACAUGCCGGGUCCUGUUCUGACCCACCUGGAACAGGUGAACAGUGUGUCAGGCCAACUGUACUAUGAGAGGGGACAGAACGGCUCGGCUACAGGGAGGUGGAGGGACCAGGAAGCAGUCGGCUCACGACCAGCCAGCGCGGCCUACCUGUACUCCUCCUUGUCACACUCCCACUCUGGCCCGCUCCGUGUCCUGUGGACCCAGGAUAUGAGGUCAGAGGUGUUUGUUCACAGCUUCCUGUUCUGGAUGGAUGUGGUGGAGCUGGUGCGCGUGGCAGGGAUUCCAGACGUGUUUUACUCUGGCUGGGUGUUUUCUGUCUACAUCCUGGCCUUUCUGUCCUGUCUCCGUUUGGCAGUGACACCUCACAGCGCUCUACUGCCAUCAGCUGGCUUCUUCCUGCAGGACCUGCCCUUCCUGAUCCUGCGCCUCGCUCUGAUCUCUGUCCAUGGCUACGUCACACCGCUGCUUUACCCGAUGAAGAACCUGUUGGUCUGCUUGACAUUCACCUACUUCAACUUCCUGACCAAGCUCCGCCUCUUCCGCAGAGAGAGCAUGUUCUAGUCUUGCACACCAGCCAGCUGAUGUCGAGACGUCUGGUUUCACAGCGCCUCAGAACUGGACUUGACUGGGAGUCUAUGGCAGGAGCAGAGCAAGUGAUUUAAACAACAAAGUGAGUUAGGAAAAUCUGAAAGUACGCAUCUUAGAAAUAGCUUUCACAUAUAAACUGAAUAUGCUCGAACUCAGAAUCAGUUGAGUUUCCCAAAAAUAAUAUGAUUAAUGUUAUCAAACAUUUAUUUUGAUUGCCGAUUUUCGCCAUUUCUCAAAUUCCCAUAAUACAGCUGUAGCCGGCUCGAUCCUUUCAAGUCUUUGUAGCACGGUGUUACCAGGCUCUAUGUGCCAACAAGGUUAAGCAUGUUCUAAAGAGAUGAUGUCAUCAGGAUUCACUGAACUGCUAUUGCUUUUAUACCAUAGUUGAGGAAGACAUCAUUAGGUUUAGCCCACGUCCCCUAGGGUUAGCCCACGUCCCCUAGGGUUAGCCCACGUCCCCUAGGGUUAGCCCACGUCCCCUAGGGUUAGCCCACGUCCCCUAGGGUUAGCCCACGUCCCCUAGGGUUAGCCCACGUCCCCUAGCCCACGUCCCCUAGGGUUAGCCCACGUCCCCUAGGGUUAGCCCACGUCCCCUAGGGUUAGCCCACGUCCCCUAGGGUUAGCCCACGUCCCCUAGGGUUAGCCCACGUCCCCUAGGGUAAGCCCACGUCCCCUAGGGUAAGCCCACGUCCCCUAGGGUAAGCCCACGUCCCCUAGGGUAAGCCCACGUCCCCUAGGGUUAGCCCACGCCCCCUAAGGUUAGCCCACGCCC